UCCUCCUUCUCUUCUUCGUACGAGGUGAUUCUAUGCACAACACCGCACCACCUGCGCGAGGCGGCCAGCAUUAGAAUGGACGUCUUCAUUGCCGAGCAAGGCUUCGACGUGCAGGACGAGCUGGACGAGAACGACGCCAUCUGUGCCCACUUUCUCCUCAUCGACACUGCCAACCCCUCUCAAGGUCUCGGCACGCUUCGUUGGGUACCCUAUCCCACCGGACCUGUUCUGGAGAGCAGUAAAGAGGCCAUCGCAACUCGCUCUACGGAGGAAGGUCUGCCGCUGGGAAGAGCGCAGACGACCGAGGAGCUCACGCGGUCCUUUGUCUCUGCUGGGCAGGCCAAGCUAGGCAGGCUAGCCGCACGGAAAGAGGUACGAGGUAAGAAGCUGGGGGCGAAGCUCGUGGUAGACUCGGAGAAGUGGAUUCGGAGCAUCCUUGCAGCCAAUUUGAGCAAGGGAGAGCAGGUGGAGGUGGGGAUGAAGCUUCACUCGCAGAUGCAGGUCAUCAAGUUCUACGAGCGACUUGGCUACACAGCUUCCGGCGAGCCUUUUGACGAGGAUGGAGCUCCACAUAUGCUGUGCUCAAAGAAGGUUACCAUC
This is a messenger RNA of Microstroma glucosiphilum, 600 nucleotides long. RefSeq lists its product as hypothetical. Gene Ontology annotation, molecular function: acyltransferase activity, transferring groups other than amino-acyl groups. The record is from RefSeq and is a predicted model, not a curated record. Lineage: Eukaryota; Fungi; Basidiomycota; Exobasidiomycetes; Microstromatales; Microstromataceae. The transcript has 2 exons. The annotation marks the transcript as partial.